AUGUGAGAUCUACCAGACCUUCUGCGACAUGUCCACCAACGGAGGCGGCUGGACGCUGGUGGCCAGUGUCCAUGAAAACAACAUCUUUGGGAAAUGCACCGUUGGCGAUCGCUGGUCCAGCCAGCAAGGCAACAAUCCCAACUACUACCGCUACGGAGAUGGAAACUGGGCCAACAACAACACCUUUGGAUCCGCCAUAGCAGCCACAGCGGACUGCUACAAGAACCCAGGCUACUAUGCUCUUAGAGCCCAAGAUAUCUCCAUAUGGCAUGUUCCCAACAACACCCCAAUGAAGAAAUGGCGGGACGUUUCCUUCUUGAGAUACCACAGAGACACGCUUCUUGUCUGACCUAGGGGUAACCUUCUCCGGCUCUAUGAGAGAUACCCGGUGAAAUAUGAUGGUGGUAGCUGUCCAAAUGAUAACGGCCCAGCUAUCCCUAUUGUUUAUGAUGUUGGUGAUGCCCAGAAGACUUCAGAAUUGUACUCUCCCCAUGGACGGACUGAAUUUGUCCCUGGCUUCGUUCAGUUCCGGGUGUUUAAUAAUGAAAAGGCAGCGUUGGCUCUCUGCUCUGGCAUUAAACUCACCAGGUGCAACUCAGAACAUCACUGCAUUGGAGGGGGGGGCUUUUUCGCUGAAGGAAACCCCCGUCAAUGUGGUGAUUUUGCCAGCUUUGACUGGGACGGCUACGGGACUCACCGCGGGAGCACUUCACAAACCAUCGUGGAUGCGGCCGUGCUGAUCUUCUACCGCUGAGUCAGCAGCCGAAUCAGAAUCCGGAGAUGGAGGUGCCUGUCCCGGAGCAGAAAAAAUUAUGAUUUAAACACACAAUCUGACAACGCUUUGCAACAAAAACAAAAGCAGAACAUUAA
This is a messenger RNA of Pantherophis guttatus, 870 nucleotides long. Lineage: Eukaryota; Metazoa; Chordata; Lepidosauria; Squamata; Colubridae. The record is from RefSeq and is a predicted model, not a curated record.